CGGGGCCAAGGAGCACGGGGUCAGGAAGUGUGCGGCCGCUUCUGCACCCUGAGUGGUUGUCGGGUCUGUGAACUUCGCCUCCCACUGGGUGGAGUCGGGCUUUUAAGAGCGGCUGGAAUGCAGUUCCCCUGGUCCGUGGAGCCGUCGGUGCGUGUGACCCUCGGCCGGUCCCGGAGAGCCGGGCUCUGAGCGCAGAGCCGCGGUUCGCUCCCAUCCUUCCCGCCCCGGGAGCACCUUCCGCCCUGCCCAGCCAUGGGGGACGACCUCGCCCAAGCCGAGAAGCUGCAGCACCUGGGCUCUGGCACGUGGCAGGAGAAGCCACCCAGCCCCAGCCUAGCGCCCUCCUCCACACCGAGCCCCAGCCUGAACCUGGGGAGCACGGAGGAGGCCCUCCGGGACAGCGCGCAGGUGAACGCCGUCACGGUGCUCACGCUGCUGGACAAGCUGGUGCACAUGCUGGACGCGGUGCAGGAGAACCAGCACCACAUGGAGCAGCGGCAGAUCAGCCUGGAGGGCUCCGUGAAGGGCAUCCAGAACGACCUCACCAAGCUCUCCAAGUACCAGGCGUCCACCGGCAACACCGUGAGCAAGCUGCUGGAGAAGUCGCGCAAGGUCAGCGCGCACACCCGGGCCGUCAAGGAGCGCAUGGACCGGCAGAGCGCUCAGGUGAGGCGGCUGGAGGCCAACCACGCCCAGCUGCUCCGGCGCAACCACUUCAAGGUGCUCAUCUUCCAGGAAGAAAAUGAGAUUCCUGCCAGUGUGUUUGUGAAGGAGCCGGCCUCCAGCCCCGCCGAAGACAACGGGGAGCUCGCCGACGAGAACAAGUCCCUGGAGGAAACCUUGCACACGGUGGACCUCUCGUCGGACGACGAAUUUCCCCUCGAGGAGGCGGCCCUGGACGACAGCGCGGAGGAAAAGGUAGAAGAAAGCAGGGCGGAGAAGAUAAAAAGAUCUAGCCUCCGGAAAGUAGAUAGCCUCAAGAAAGCUUUUUCUCGCCAGAACAUCGAGAAACAAAUGAACAAGCUGGGCACAAAGAUCGUAUCAGUAGAGAGGAGAGAGAAGAUUAGGAAAUCCCUCACCCCCAAUCACCAGAAGACAUCUUCGGGGAAAAGCUCCCCCUUCAAGGUCUCUCCCCUCACCUUCGGGCGGAAGAAAGUCCGGGCGGGAGAGGGCCCAGCCGAAGCCGAGAGCAAGUCUGAGGACGCGGCGAGCGGCGACCAGAUACCCGCCGAGCAGGAGGACGGUCUUUCCGGAACGUCGGCGUCCGGCGCCCUGGCGCGGGGGCAGAGCAGCGAGGGGCUCGCAGGCAGGGCGGCCCCCCGGGGGAGCAACGUCGACCUGACCAUUGAGGAGGACGAAGAAGAGCCCUGGGAGGCCGUGGAACAGGCCCGCAAGGUUCACUACGAGGGGGGCGACCGGCUGACCUCGGGGGGCGCGGAGGGCGCGGCGCCGCCGGCGGAGCUCCACGUGGACCAGGCGUCCUGAGCGCCGCGCGCCGGCCCGGCCUGCGCUCCGGGGCCGUGAGGACCAGCGCGCGGAGCCGGCCUCCAGCACGUCCCCUGCGCUGCCCGUCCCGCCCGUCCUCGUCCGAGCCGCCGUCGUUCCCUCGCGGCAGCAUCACACGCAGGCCCGAGAUCUGACCACCGCCCGCCCGCGCCCCUUCUCGCUGGCUCUUGGGUCCCCUGUCUGUGCAGUUUCUCCAGGAUCGCGCGGAAGGAGAGCGGCGGCAGCUGCGCAGCGCGCCCCGUCCGGCCCGGUCACGCGCCCGGAGCUCCUGCAGAGACGCGCCUGCAGCGCGCUUCGGCUUUGGUCGUGCCAGGAGCCCGGGGCACGCGUGCCGGCGCCGGCCCGAAGCCCGCGGAGCUCCGACAAGCGAAUGGCUGCGCUUCAAGCGUCCGAUACGCGAUACCCAUAUGCGCUGAAGCUACACGUAACUACUUUAUACUUCGGGGGGCACUUCAGGUGGAAGAGAAGGUCCAGUUGGUUAUUCACUUAAUAGAAACCAGUGUCUGAAAUGAAAUUACUGAAAAUGACGGGAAAAAACUGAAAGACUGUAAUAGUCAGCUAAUAAAGGGAGAUGAAGGAAAGCCAGGACUAUCAGGGAAAGAAAACCAAGGAGAAGUUGGAAAAUAAGAGAAACCAGAAAGGAAGAAGGCCAAAGAGAAUGAAGAGAGAAAAAAACUACGUGCUUAGGAAGAAAAUAUUUACAGUGUUAACUCAAGUAUUCCAUUCCUUAAGUAAUAAUUCUAACAAGUUUUAUAUAUCCUGGAAUAAUAGGUUCUAUCUUCACAGUAUUCUUACUUUCUAAUAUUUUCAAAGAAUAUGAAAACAUAGUUUACUGUGUUAAAGUUGCAUUUUUCUUAAUAAAGACAUUACAAAUAUUUCUCCAGGGAGGUUUAAAAAGAUGUCUCUUUAACAUGAGAAUGAACACAAAUCUUCAAAAUUCCAUGUGCGUCUGUUGGAGGAAGCGGGACCAUACUAUUCUUUCAUGUUUUCCAAAUUUGAAAUAACCUUUACUCUCCAGAUGAUGUAACAUAGGCCUAGAAAGUUGUUAAAAUCAACAGGUUUGACAAGGGAAGGAUUCUGUUUUUCCUUUUUGUACAUAGGGCUGAUUUCAUCCCAGGUCAUAUUUUAUUUCACAGAAUAUUAAUAUGAUUCUUCCAAAAGCAUGCUAGUGUAUAUGGGCACAUUUAUUCUGACAGAAUAAUUUUUACUACUGCCUAACAUUAUACUAAAAUAGUGCUUUAUCUGUUUUUAAUUACAGAAUGCUAAUGUUUUGAGAAAACUAUUGAAUUUUAGUUUAGAGACGGUUGUGCGAUGGAGCAAACGCCCCACCUUUCGUACAUACCACUCACCAUAUGUAACCUUACAAAUAGAAGUAAUCCACGACUGUAUUAACAAACAACGCGUUGUGUUAGAGAAGGAAAGAAGGAUUAACAGAUGUAUUAAUGGCAUAACCUAUACAGCUCUGUCCUUGUUUGGCAAUAAUGUACCCCAAAUACUAGAUUGUUGAACUAACAAUGGCUGUGUUAAAGAAGACUAAAUAAACCAAAAAAUAAAAAGUA
This is a messenger RNA of Lutra lutra (Eurasian river otter), 3065 nucleotides long. RefSeq names its product caveolae associated protein 2 (gene CAVIN2). Gene Ontology annotation, cellular component: cytoplasm; caveola. Gene Ontology annotation, molecular function: protein kinase C binding. The record is from RefSeq and is a predicted model, not a curated record. Lineage: Eukaryota; Metazoa; Chordata; Mammalia; Carnivora; Mustelidae. The coding region runs from base 253 to 1485 and encodes 410 amino acids. The transcript has 2 exons.